AUGCUGGACGAACUCAUGAAGGCCCUGGAGCGCGACAACCAGGAGUGGAUCUUCUACGAGGAGGGCAGGGUUGUCGUGGACAUUAUGGUCAAGGCGGUGCGGCCUUCGAUGCCACAGUCUGCCGUAAAGAAGCAAAUUCAACUGCAGCGCAACAAGCCGUUGCGUACGGAUGUGUUUCGCUUCGUUCGUUUGCUGCGGACGUUCGCAGCUGGUAACCAAAUGUACGGUGGGGUCGAGGACGAAGACAAGUUCUCCAAGUUUGCAAAAGACUCUGACAGCCGUGGCCAAGCACCGAAGAGGCCUGACGAGAAGAGGCCAGACGGGGGAGCAGGCCCGGCGAAGCCUAGGUCCUCGGGCGGGGUGGAAAGGCCGGACGAACCGCUCGCCCCUGCGAGGAAGCCGGCUGCAUGUCUGCAGUAUGUUGUCGACUUCGUUUAA
Molecule: messenger RNA, 438 nt
Organism: Aphanomyces invadans
Lineage: Eukaryota; Oomycota; Saprolegniomycetes; Saprolegniales; Verrucalvaceae
Exons: 2
Coding region: 1-438 (145 amino acids)
Source: RefSeq, a predicted model, not a curated record